AUGCCCAACAUUGGUGGAUCAGCUCAGUGGAAGAGGAGGCUGCUCUCAUCUGUCGUGGAGAGUCAGUUGCUGUACGCUGCUCCCGUCUGGAUCCCUGUUGUUGCAGAAGUCGCCAGAACUAGGGCGAUCUUGAUCCGUCCGCAGAGGACCGCCGCCUCAAGGGUAAUCAGAUCAUACCGUACCGUAUCGGACGAGGCCGCCCUGGUUUUGGCCUGCAUGCCGCCCGUUGACCUGCUUGGGCUGGAAAGGCAGAGCAUCGGAUCCCGUCUGCGUGCCGUGAUGGAACCCGGCGAACAACGGCCUCCCAAAGCAGUCGUGAAACACGAGGCAAGGAAAAAUACGAUCGUCGCUUGGAAGGCGAGAUGGCGUGCUACCCCAAAGGCGGCCUGGACGCGCCGCGUCAUCCCUGACUUACCAAGAUGGCUGGAAAGGACCGUCCCAUGGGUGUCUCUGACAUUUCAUAUGACACAGGCACUCACGGGCCACGGCUGCUUCGGAUGGUACCUCCAUCGCAUGAAUAGGGCCGCCAGCCCGCGCUGCUGGCAGUGCUCGGGUGAAUCAGACACCGCCGAACACACUUUGUUCGAUUGCCCCCACUGGGACGGCUUUCGCGAACCCUUGAGCGCCAGGAUUGGCCAUCGACCGAGCACCGACGACGUCCCGGACAUUAUCUGCGGACCGGCGUUCGAGCUUCUGCCGGUGGACGCUCACGGGAGGGACGCCAUCCUGAGUGAAGCCGAAGAACGAUUUAAGCUGUUUUACGGCAUGGUGGAGAAUAUCCUUUCAGCUAAGGAAGAAGAGGAAAGAGCGCGACAGGCUGUGAACGAACGGAAUCCACCAUAG
Molecule: messenger RNA, 843 nt
Organism: Melanaphis sacchari
Lineage: Eukaryota; Metazoa; Arthropoda; Insecta; Hemiptera; Aphididae
Exons: 1
Coding region: 1-843 (280 amino acids)
Source: RefSeq, a predicted model, not a curated record